UCUCUCUUUCACUCCCCUCUCUCUCCCUGCUCCCCCCAGCCUCUCUAGCUCAGCCAGGAAAAGACGCUGCUGACCCGGACUUUGGGUCUUUUUCUCUGGUCCCCUGUUGUUGAAUGUGUCGGACACAAACAGUCCCACCCACCCACUGGAUCUUGCUCUUUGUUACCACAGCCUUGUAUACCAGGAGAGAGAGAGAUUAAGGGGGGACUUUCUUCCUCUUUUUAGCGGAUUGAUUUGUGUCUGAGUCUGGAUUGUUGUUCUUCCUCUGGAGGGGCUGCUGCAGGACCACAGCCGAGGCUUCUUCUUCUUCCUCCUCCUCCUCUCAUGUAAUUACUGUCAAACAAACUGCUUUUCAAACGGACGUUGAACAUCUAUUUCUCCAGCACUGCAGUUGUCAAGUUGGAGCCCUGCUGUGAAAUGGACAAACCCCUCUAAAACAGCCAGCCUGCUGCUCCUAUACCUCUCUACCAACACUACCACAACCACAGAGCACCAACACAACACAGGAUCACCCAACUGGAGCGACAAGAACAUGUUUACUCCCCUGUUUCCAUGGUAACCAGAGAGGAGCAUGCACGUCUGGGUCAGGAGUUAACCUCAGCGUUCAUCUCCUCCGCCUGCCUCCUGUGAGAACUACACUACCCACAAUUCCUGUGAACUGACGACCCGGUCUGACGUUUAGAUCAAUUUAAGAAAAACACUUAGAGUAACAAAAACUACAAAAACACCAACAACAACACUGCUGUGAAGAGGACCAACAUGGCCAACAACACGGCGGACCACCCUCCGGGGAAUUCGGUUGCAGAGGGCAACCAUGACGGGGACUUUGGGGUGACCGUGAUGGACCUGAGGGAACUGAUGGAGCUGCGGAGCUCCGAGGCCGUCAACAAGAUACAGGACGUGCACGGAGACGUGCAGGGCAUCUGCCGCCGCCUGAAGACAUCACCUAUAGAAGGUCUGUCUGGUAACCCCGUUGAUUUGGAGAAACGCCACACGGCGUUCGGCAAGAACUUCAUCCCCCCCAAGAAGGCCAAGUCGUUCCUGGCGCUGGUGUGGGAGGCUCUGCAGGACGUCACACUUAUUAUUCUGGAAAUCGCUGCGAUCAUCUCUCUGGGCCUGUCCUUCUACCAUCCACCAGGGGGCGACAGUGAAGCAUGUGGCGAGGUUGCAGGCGGUGUCGAGGACGAGGGCGAGUCCCAGGCUGGCUGGAUCGAGGGUGCCGCCAUCCUGUUCUCGGUCAUCAUUGUGGUCCUGGUGACAGCCUUCAACGAUUGGUCCAAGGAGAAGCAGUUCCGCGGGCUGCAGAACCGCAUCGAGCAGGAACAAAGGUUCACCGUCAUCCGCAAAGGCCAGGUCAUCCAGAUCCCCGUGGCCGAGAUCGUGGUGGGAGACAUCGCUCAGAUCAAAUAUGGAGACCUGCUGCCUGCUGACGGGAUCCUGAUCCAAGGCAACGACCUGAAGAUUGACGAGAGCUCUCUCACCGGAGAGUCCGAUCAGGUCCGAAAGUCUCUGGAGAAGGACCCCAUGCUGCUGUCCGGGACUCACGUAAUGGAGGGAUCAGGCAGGAUGGUGGUGUCAGCCGUCGGCCUCAACUCUCAAACUGGCAUCAUCUUCACUCUGCUUGGCGCCGGCGAGAAUGACGAAGAGAAGAAGGUCAAGAAAAGUAAAAAACAAGGACCCCCCGAAAAUCGCAACAAAGCCAAAACCCAGGACGGCAUCGCCCUGGAGAUCCAGCCGCUGAAGAGCGAGGAUGCCACUGAGUCGGAGGAGAAGGAGGAGAAAGAGGAGGUCAAACCAGUGAAGAAGGUCAACGUGACCAAGAAGGAGAAAUCGGUGCUGCAGGGCAAACUGACCAGACUGGCUGUACAGAUCGGGAAGGCUGGUCUGAUCAUGUCGGCUGUGACCGUCAUCAUCCUCAUCCUCUUCUUUGUGAUCGACACCUUCGGGAUCCAGGGUCGAUCCUGGGUGGCCGAGUGCACCCCCAUCUACAUCCAGUACUUCGUCAAGUUCUUCAUCAUCGGUGUGACGGUGCUGGUGGUGGCCGUUCCUGAGGGGCUGCCACUCGCCGUCACCAUCUCUCUGGCCUACUCCGUCAAGAAAAUGAUGAAGGACAACAACCUGGUGCGUCACCUGGACGCCUGUGAGACCAUGGGCAACGCCACGGCCAUCUGCUCAGACAAGACGGGCACGCUGACCAUGAACCGCAUGACAGUGGUGCAGGCGUACAUCGGCGACACGCACUACAGAACCAUCCCCGAACCCGACGCCAUCAAACCAGAGACUCUGGAAAUCAUGGUCAACAGCAUCUCCAUCAACUCGGCAUACACUACCAAGAUCCUGCCUCCGGAGAAAGAAGGCGGCCUGCCCCGCCACGUAGGCAACAAGACCGAGUGCGCUCUGCUGGGCCUGGUGCUGGAGAUGAAGAGGGACUACCAGCCAAUCAGAGAAGAGGUCCCCGAAGAGAAACUCUACAAGGUUUACACCUUCAACUCCUCCCGCAAGUCCAUGAGCACGGUGCUGAAGAAUGCCGAUGGAGGUUACCGCAUGUACAGCAAAGGAGCAUCAGAGAUCGUCCUGAGAAAAUGCUCCCGUAUCUUGGACGCCCAGGGUCAGGCGCACGUCUUCAAGCCGAAGGACCGCGACGAGAUGGUGCAUAAGGUGAUUGAGCCGAUGGCGUGCGAAGGGCUGAGGACCAUCUGCGUGGCUUACAGGGACUUCCCCGCCGAGGCCGGAGAGCCCAACUGGGAAAACGAGAACGAGAUCCUGAACGAGCUCACCUGCAUUAUCGUGGUCGGCAUCGAGGACCCCGUCAGACCUGAGGUACCUGAGGCUAUCACUAAGUGCCAGCGCGCAGGCAUCACUGUACGUAUGGUUACUGGAGACAACAUCAACACGGCCCGCGCCAUCGCAACCAAGUGUGGCAUUCUGCUGCCCGGCGAGGACUUCCUGUGUAUGGAGGGCAAAGAGUUCAACCAGCAGAUCAGAAACGACCAGGGAGAGGUGGAACAAGAGCGCCUGGAUAAAGUUUGGCCCAAAUUGCGCGUUCUGGCUCGUUCCUCACCGACAGACAAACACACUCUGGUCAAAGGAAUCAUCGACAGCACGGUGCUUGAAACCCGACAGGUGGUGGCAGUGACAGGGGACGGUACCAACGACGGCCCCGCCCUCAAGAAAGCUGACGUUGGCUUCGCCAUGGGAAUCGCCGGCACAGAUGUGGCAAAGGAGGCGUCUGACAUCAUCCUGACCGACGACAACUUCACCAGCAUCGUCAAGGCCGUCAUGUGGGGAAGAAACGUCUACGACAGCAUCUCCAAGUUCCUGCAGUUCCAGCUGACCGUCAACGUGGUGGCCGUGAUCGUGGCGUUCACCGGCGCAUGCAUCACACAGGACUCCCCCCUGAAGGCCGUCCAGAUGCUCUGGGUCAACCUCAUCAUGGACACCCUGGCGUCCCUUGCUCUGGCCACCGAGCCGCCCACCGAGUCUCUGCUGCUACGUAGACCGUACGGCCGCAACAAGCCUCUCAUCUCCAGGACCAUGAUGAAGAACAUCCUGGGUCACGCUGUGUACCAGCUCGUCAUCAUCUUCACCCUGCUCUUCGCUGGCGAGACCAUUUUCGACAUCGAUAGCGGACGCAACACUCCCCUGCACUCACCGCCAACGGAGCACUACACCAUCGUGUUCAACGUGUUCGUCAUGAUGCAGCUCUUCAACGAAAUCAACGCCAGGAAGAUCCACGGAGAGAGGAACGUGUUCGAGGGCAUCUACAGGAACCCCAUCUUCUGCAGCGUCGUGCUGGGGACCUUCGUCCUGCAGAUCGUCAUCGUUCAGUUCGGAGGGAAGCCGUUCUCCUGCACGGCUCUGACCAUCGACCAGUGGCUGUGGUGUGUGUUUAUCGGUGUGGGAGAGCUGCUGUGGGGACAGCUGGUCUCCGCAAUCCCCACCCACCACCUGAAGUUCCUGAAGGAGGCGGGUCACGGCACCAAGAAGGAGGAGAUCCAUGAGGAGGACCUGACGGAGGGUGCCGAUGAGAUCGAUCACGCCGAGAUGGAGCUGAGGAGAGGCCAGAUCCUCUGGUUCAGAGGUCUGAACCGCAUCCAGACGCAGAUGGAUGUGGUCUAUACCUUCCAGACGGGCCAGGCGGCGGUGCCCGGUGCCCUGCGCCGCCAGCCGUCCGUCGUCAGCCAGCACAAUGACAUUAAGGUGGUAAACGCGUUCCGUAGCUCCCUGCGGCUGGAGAGCCCAGAGUCCCGUAGCUCCAUCCACAGCUUCAUGGCCCAUCCUGAGUUCGUCCCCCAAUCCGAGGAGGAGGCUCGCAAACCCAUCAUCGAGGAGACCGGAGACGAGAUCGACCCCCUCCCCAGCGCCUCCUCCUCUGGGGCGGGGGGAGGAGGAGAGCCGCCCGGCGCCUUCCCCCACAGCUGCGAGUCAUCCAUCUGAGCUCCUCCCUCCUCGUCCUCCUCCCUCCUCUUUAUCAACAUCAUCUGUCAUCCCACCAACCGAACUGUCGCACUGAGGAGGGAAGUCACUCUGCAUCCCGUCAUCCUGCACACACACAUGCUUCACAUCGUCACCCCCCCCCUCAGUCAUUCCUGCCACAUUGUGUUUCUCAUACUGACUGUGGCGUCGUUCUGCCUGUAAGUUUGUCCCAUCACCACCACCACACAUGUAUCAGAGGGUGGAGUCCAGAGUCUCCACUGCGGAAGGCCUGUCUUUGUCCAUUCAUGUAUAUUUUUUACUUGAUGAUCCUUUUUGAAAAGCUUUUAAACUAUGUUGGGUUCGAUCUUUGCGGGACUCGCAGCAGCAUGUCGUGUUCUGUACUCGCUUCAUUCCUGCGCAACGCUCUCAAAAACAGCACAGAACUUUUCAAAGAGUGCAGUGAUUCUCAUGUACAUAACGCUUUCCGCUCCUCCACACAGCUAACAGCCGGGUUUGGUGAUCAGAAGAUUUUUAGGCAAAUGCAAAAAUGUAACCUUUUCUGUUUUUAUUUUUGUUUUUAAAACCUCUAACGAAUGUUAAUUGAUGGUUGAUUCAAACGCCUGAGAAUGUCUUGUGAGUGUGACACUACAGUCUUCAAGGUUCAACUGUUAAAAACAAAUGUUCUUCCCUUUAUCUUGUCUGUAUGUGUUUGGUUUUUCUUUAAUCAGCUGUGUUGCAUGUGGAACGACAGAAUGUUUGCUACCCAAAAAUAUCUAACGUGGCGGCGUCCAGAGAUGGCUCGCUCUCUGCUCAGUGGGGGUUCUGACCUCAUCUCAUCCAGACAGGGUCCUGGUUCUCUCUGCCCCUCCCCCCCAGUACGUCCACAGUGUCGAUAGGAAACAAGAGUGUGGUUCAUGAUUCCCGCUCUAGUAGGAUGCAUGUUAUGUUUCAUACGUGUUGAGUCGCAUGACAACUUAGGAAUGAAUAUUUGGGAUUCUGUUUAGACGACCAUAUCUGUGUUAGUCCGCAUCAGUUUCUGUUCAGAGCAACUUUAACUUCCUGUCUCUAGGACUGAACUUCCUGUUACCACAACAGGACAAAAACAGACUCAUCAAUACUCACAAAAGCUGGGAUUUUAGUCCCGGGAACUACUUUUCAAGGAGCUAAAAGGUUCCUUCAGCCCACUGUUUUCUGCGUUUCCACCGUACUACCCUCCAACCAGGGCUUUUUUUGGGGUGUUAAAAGGCCCCGUAAAAUGUCCCAAGAACUUGAACCCUGGUCCCUGCAGUCAAUGAGUUCCUCAAAAGGUUCUUAGCUCUGGGGAAAGUUCCUGUGGUGGAAACGGGGCUAUAGAGGAAACUGCGGCAGGGCAGUUCUGUACUACAGUGGGUGUCUCAAUAAUCUGCGUGCGGUCUUAAAUUCCGUGGUUCCUUGAGAACGGGAUUCACCCAUGCAUACCCGUGCAGGGUUGCAAGGGGCUCGAGCGAAGUAGAAUACUCACAUUCAGCCUUUCUUGCUCUUAUCGCAGCAGAGUUAGCACUGAUAACACAAAGCCACAACAUACGAUGAAUUUUCAACAACCAGAAAGGAUGCAGUCUUACACGAAACCUGAAAUCUUUCAGCUGCCGCUCCACUCGUCGCCUGGUUGGGACCAGCCCAAUCCAGUCCUCUUCUCGUUUUAACAACCCUACACUGAGCUCGUCGUUGGUUGAACAAAUAGACAGAAACUAAACCAGAACACUUCAGAGAGGAGGAAUAUCAUUCAUCAUUCAUGGUCUCAAACGCCCAACUUUUCUUGCAUUCUUAUCUACUUCCUCCUCCCCCCCUCCGACAGGCUCAUGUUAGAUAAGAUCCGCCCGCUUGAAAUAUGACGACCAAUCAAAAAUGACAACCUGUGACCGUGUCACUGUGAGGCGACCCCCGCUAAACACUGCCCCUCUGUGCCGUCCUCGUAGAUGACAAAGUUUAUGUCACGUGGAUCUUCACAGCUAGAAGGUGACAAACUCCAGAUUGAACACUACUGCCACAGGAUGACGAGUAUUCAUCCCUUUGUCUCUUCAAAAUAAACGUCCUCCUAGACAAAAUCCUAGAGUUCUGUCCAUUUGCCGCAGCUUAUUUAGAUCUGGGUUGCAGUUGCGUGUGAUUAAGCAAGGUAGCCUCAGGUUACCUUGUCUUCUUCCCAGACACAUCUUGAAGCUCUUCCUGAGGUGUUCCCAGAGCAGAUAGGAUGUAUAAUCCAUGCAGUGUGUUCUGGGUCGGCCAGAGGCUUCCUCCCAGUUGGACGUGUCCAGUAUAGCCUACAGGGAGGCGUAAUGAUCAGAUGGUAAACCACCUCAACUGACUCCUGUCAGCCAGAGCUCAUGACCACAGAUGAUAAGGGUUUGAACGUAGAUCGACUGAUAGAUCGAGACUCUCAGUUCGCAGAGCGCCCAGAGAGGAACGACUCCAGUAUCGAUGAGUCUGUUUUGGGUCACAGGAAGUACAGGAAGUUCAGUUCUCAACAGACAGGAAGUUGAUGGAUCUCUGAACAGGGUCUGGACUGUCUGUCUGUGUUUAAGACAAAUCUUAGUACCAGUUCUGUUCCCUCGUUUGUCGGAUUGUAGGAACAGAAACUAAAUCGGCUAUCAGUGACAUCACACGGCCGGCAGCAGAGAAGGUGUUGGAUCAUCAUCAUCCCUCUCCGCUGUGCUGUGUUUAAUUGACAGGCGUCAGCGUGGCGGCCACACUGAGGUUUAUGGGAGACUGAUGAUGUCACCAGUCAUCCCGUAGAGUUAAAUCCACUGUGUGUCCCCGCUGCCGCUCAGUACUUCCUGCCCGCCGUUGUCCGCAGAUUACUGUCUUAAAAGAAGAAGGAAUCAUCUUCCAAUCAGAAGCAGCGAUGCGUGUAAUCCCCUCUUAGUCUGACUAGCAGCCAUCAACCUAUGUGCUACUACUGCCAUAUUUCCAACUUUUUGUCAUGACUAGGUUCUUCCUCUCCCCUCUGAUGAGCUUUUUCUAUGUAACUCAGAGCCAUAUUUUAUAGGUUGUCUGUAUUGUUUUUUAUCUCAUUGUUAUCGAGGUUUCCUUUUGGACUUUCUCACCCCCGACCCCUCGACCCACCCAACCCUCUCCCCUUCCCCCUCCCGGCCCUUUACUCCAAACACGACCAAAAAGCAAGGAGAAAAUCUUCAGUCGUCACUGCCGAACCAAGUUUAAAGGACCUCUACAAUGUUUACAUGAAAAGCAAGUGGGUGGCAGUUCGCCUGCGCUUCUCUCAUCCGACCACUUCCCUUUCAUUCCCUUGCUUUCCUGAAUCUUAGAGUUACUAUUUAACUAAAUGGGGAAUCUUUCUUGCAUGGUUUUCAUAUAAAAUUCAAUGUUUUGCUCAUUUUUUACAAUUCUUCUGUAUUUUUAUAUUAAGUACUUUUUAAUAUUUUGGAGAUAUAUGAAUAUAUAUGUAUAGGCUGAAGAGUUUGGUGACAGUACAGUACAUGAAUGAGAUGAAUCUAACGUGGACUCUGUCUUUUUACAGCUCUCUGAAUAUUUAUGCCACGUGUGUCGUCUUGGUCACCUGAUGUUAGGGCUCAGAAACCUGCAGUGACUUGUUUACUUCCUGUCGGCCGUUCAAUUGGAAUCUCAACAAUCUAGUCUCAUCAGCCCCCUUUUACAUGAGUAUAUUCACUUUAUCUACGAUGUUGUGACACACUACACGCUAUGUGAUUUCGCAGUUAUCCAACUCCAAUAGAGUUCAGCCAAAGCAACGUGAAUACAGCUAACUGUAUCAAACAUUAAAUGGGAGUGUAUAAUUAUUUAUCCAA
Molecule: messenger RNA, 8213 nt
Organism: Sebastes umbrosus (honeycomb rockfish)
Lineage: Eukaryota; Metazoa; Chordata; Actinopteri; Perciformes; Sebastidae
Product: plasma membrane calcium-transporting ATPase 1-like
Exons: 22
Coding region: 760-4437 (1225 amino acids)
Biological process (GO): calcium ion transmembrane transport; regulation of cytosolic calcium ion concentration
Cellular component (GO): membrane; intracellular membrane-bounded organelle
Molecular function (GO): PDZ domain binding; ATP hydrolysis activity; P-type calcium transporter activity
Source: RefSeq, a predicted model, not a curated record